AUGCUGCUGGCGGGCCUCGAGAACGCCCUUUCCGAUGAUGGUGCUCGAUCCACCUGUGCUGUCGUAAAAGGACGGGGCUUUAAACAGUACCUUUCCAGUAGGUGGAACCUCGGAUUCUGGGCUUUUACUUGCCUCUUCAUUCUCGGCAACCUCAUCUCCGUGCCCCAUCGUGGUGCUCCCAUCUGGCUGCCGAGGUUUUUCCUGGCAAUUUGUCUGAUGUCCGGCUUCGUCUUACUUUUCCGUUACCUCGUGGUCAUUCGCUCUAUCGGUCCAAAAUUGCUAAUGAUCAAAAAAAUGGUACUCGGUGACCUCAUUCCCUUCCUGGUUAUAAUCAUAAUCUUUUGGACUGCAUUCACGAUUUUUCUUGUCGUCACAGUCUAUAAGCCACCUACGAACGAAUCUUAUGGAUCUCAGAUGAAAGACUUUUUAACUACAUGGAGGAAUAUGUUCUUUGCAAUGUUCGGUGAAUUCAACAUAGGCGAUAACGUCGACGAACUGGGCAUGUUGAAACCGGAAUGUUCUGCUGCGGAUGGUUGUACCUAUCCUACCUACAAGGGAUGGUAUCCCUUUGUAUACGCCGUUUAUGUGGUCUGUACACAUGUCAUCCUCCUAAACCUGCUGAUCGCUAUGUUUACGUGA
Molecule: messenger RNA, 639 nt
Organism: Dibothriocephalus latus
Lineage: Eukaryota; Metazoa; Platyhelminthes; Cestoda; Diphyllobothriidea; Diphyllobothriidae
Source: the annotation of a GenBank genome assembly